Solanum pennellii is the source of this 1466-nucleotide messenger RNA. RefSeq names its product protein SLOW GREEN 1, chloroplastic. Bases 86 to 1150 code for a protein of 354 amino acids. Gene Ontology annotation, molecular function: protein binding. The record is from RefSeq and is a predicted model, not a curated record. NCBI's taxonomy places the organism in Eukaryota, Viridiplantae, Streptophyta, Magnoliopsida, Solanales, Solanaceae. The transcript has a single exon. Gene Ontology annotation, cellular component: chloroplast thylakoid membrane.
AUUGUUAAGCUUUCUCUAGACUGUAAAUUCCGCCAUCAUCGUUAGGGUUUAAGAGCUCCAAAAUUCUUUCAUCUUCACCAAAACAAUGGCAACCUUAAACCCUUUUGGCUCUAGAACAAACUCAUUUCAGAAAAAGCUUCAUAAUCAUCGUCCAAUUUAUGCUAAAUCCAUUUCUGGUCUCACUUUCAGAACCUCACCUCCACCAUUUUACCCUUCCACCAUUAAAGCUUGUUCUUUUUCUUCAUCUUCUUCACAAAAUUCUAAAAUCCCCAAACCCCUUAUCCCUCAAACCCCUAAUGAACAACCCCAUAACCUAUUUUCAUUCGUUAAGCCAACACUCAUCGCUACUGUAACUGCCACUACCCUUUUGUUCGCAAGAUACUUUGUCUUCCCGAAACCUGCACUUGCUAACCAAGCUUUUACUCCGACGGCCAUGGAAACUGAUGUGGUGAGAGAUGCAGUUUCAGAGGAGGAAAGGGAAAGAGCAAUUGAAGAGCACCUGGUUAAUAACCCGAAUGAUGUGGAAGCGUUAAGGAAUUUGAUGGAAAUUCGGAUAAAGAAUAAGAAAAUACUGGAUGCUAUUAGCAUUAUUGAUAGGUUAAUUGAGCUCGAACCGAACGAGAACGAAUGGCCCUUGUUGAAAUCUCAUUUGUAUGUGAACUUUGGGGAGAUUGAAUUGGCCAAAGUUGGGUUCAAUGAGAUACUAAAGAAAGACCCUUUUCGCGUUGAGGCUUAUCAUGGACUGGUUAUGGCAGCUUCACAAGAUGAAUCGAUUGAUGAAUUGAUGCAAAUUGAGAAGAAGAUUGAGGAGGGCAUUAAAUUGUGUAAGAAGGAGAAUAAAAAGACUGACUUGAGGGAUUUUAAGCUAUUGCUUGCACAAAUUCGGGUGAUCGAAGGGAAAUAUGAAGAUGCAUUGAAGGUUUAUCAGGAGUUAGUUAAAGAGGAGCCUAGGGAUUUCAGGCCUUACUUGUGUCAAGGAAUAAUAUACACAUUAAUGAGGAAAACUAAGGAGGCUGAGAAGUGUUUUGAGAAGUAUCGGAGACUUGUACCGCAAGGGCAUCCCUACGCUAGGUAUUUCGAUGAGAACAUGAUUGCAACGAAGGUUUUUGCACAGAGGGCAGAGAAUGAGAGAGCUAGCUCGAAAAGCUGAAUAGAAUAAGGCUUUGGUUCUGCUGAAGUUCAGAUUGGAUGGUAGAGGUAUGAUGGAAAUUAUUUUGCUCUAUUUGUUACUAGUUACAUAAUUGUUUGAGCUUAGUAGUUGUCUGGUUUGCAUAGUUUAUUGUUAUAUGAGUUGUCGAGUAGCAAUUAGGUUCGGACAAAAAGAUCUCUCUUUUUUGAUUAGUCAGAGGGCAAUAAUGUUAAGGCUCUUUAAUUUUCAGCAGGUAUCUGAAUCGAACGACAUGAUAUCAUAGUUCAUUUAAUCAAGAAUGGAAAUGAGAACCAUGCUUUGUGAUUUGUUUGUUUAA